AUUGCUCACGGAACGCUGCUCAAGCUAGCUUGCUACCACAAAUAUGGUGUCCAUUUCAAUCUGAUAUCAACACAACGUUCUAAAAUAAGGCUACACUUAUUGAGAUAUCCCCGUUGUUACCCUUAUUCAACAGAUCCGGCCGGCCAGGCCAUGGACCCAAAAAUACCAUACGAUGACUACCAACUACCGGUGGUUUUUCUCCCUUCGUAUGAGAACCCACCGGCAUGGAUCCCUUCACAAGAGCGCGUCCAUCACCCAGACUAUAACAACGAACUUACCCAGUUUCUUCCUCGCACCAUCGUCUUGAAAAAACCUCCUGGAGCGCAGCUUGGCUUUAAUAUUCGUGGAGGCAAAGCUUCACAACUUGGCAUUUUCAUUUCUAAGGUGGUUCCAGAUUCUGAUGCACACCGUGCAGGACUUCAGGAGGGAGACCAGGUGCUGUCUGUAAAUGAUGUCGACUUCCAGGACAUCGAGCACUCCAAGGCUGUUGAGAUUCUGAAGACAGCACGAGAGAUUCUGAUGAGGGUACGCUUCUUUCCCUACAACUACCAGAGACAGAAGGAGAGAACUGUCCACUAGGUGGCAGAAGAGUGCUGCACAUGUAAAUGCCGCAGUCAGAUAGGUGGAGACUUUACGGAGAGCAUCACGUCAUUCUCUCCCUCCCACGGACUACAGACUCUAUCCCCACCUAUGGCUGACUGGAUUUAAACAGAUGAAUCCCCCAGGAUGAGUUCCCAUACGUCAACACACACUCAUAACAUCUAACAAGUCGCCCCCGUCCUCCCCAAGACAGAGAGCCGCACUCCGUUUGAUGAGGUUUCUCAUUGCUCAGAGGUGGCUAUAUGUGUCCAAUCGAACUCUGGUGUCUAAGAUGUGAGGUUAUGGUAUAUUGUAAAAUACAAUUAUAACUUCUAUGUAUGAAUCAUGCUUCACCAGUGAUGGCUCUGUAGUUAUUGAUGUGUAAAAAGCAGAAAUUUUUAAUAACAGAUAAAUAGUAGUGCAUGCAUUGAACUAAUGAAUUUAACCUAUUUUUGAAAGUGCUUUUAAUGUGACUAACCUUUGUAUUGGUGUCCUGCUAAACAUUUGGAUAAUGUUAGAAAUGGUUUAGUUGUAGAGUAACACACUUUAAAACUAACAAAUAUAAAAUGCACGAUAAAUGUGUAAAAGAUAUAUAUUAGCAGAAAAUGUAACAACUCAUCUUGUAAUAUAUCAUCUUUCACAUUACGGUUACAAACAAGAUCAUACAGCAUUGUGGCCUUUUGUAAUGCCUUUAUCUGAGCAUAGAAUGAGCAGAAUGAGAAUUUUGAACACUGGCAGAGAUUUAUACCAGAAUUAAUUUUGCUUGUAGUGAAGAUUUUAAGUAUGACAACCUUAUUUGUCAUAAAUCAUGCAUAUAGGAAUAUGCAUAUAGGCAACAAUUAUUAAAUAAUUUCUAGUUACUGUGUUGCGUUAUCAUUCUUUUUUUAAAGUGGCAUUAUGUAGAAAUUGUACUUCAGGGUUAGGGUUAGGAUUAGCAGUUUUACCUUAAAAUAACAGCU
Clupea harengus (Atlantic herring) is the source of this 1538-nucleotide messenger RNA. It is a transcript of the gene pdzd11, whose product is annotated as PDZ domain-containing protein 11. The coding region runs from base 151 to 579 and encodes 142 amino acids. The transcript has 6 exons. Gene Ontology annotation, molecular function: protein binding. Lineage: Eukaryota; Metazoa; Chordata; Actinopteri; Clupeiformes; Clupeidae. The record is from RefSeq and is a predicted model, not a curated record.